Messenger RNA from Aureobasidium vineae, 2148 nucleotides. The record is from the annotation of a GenBank genome assembly. NCBI's taxonomy places the organism in Eukaryota, Fungi, Ascomycota, Dothideomycetes, Dothideales, Saccotheciaceae.
AAAUGCCCUCCGGCGUCAUUGCCGCCAUCGCCAAGCCGCAGGGACUGGGGUCGGUCCAUCAACUUUUUGUUUCCAUCAAAGUCAUUGUCUGUCUCGAGUCAACCCUGUUUCGCCAUGGCACUCGCAGUAUCUGCCAGAGCGCGCAUACUCUGGGGCCAUGCGCCUCGAGUGCGGUCAGCCAUUCUCGUGCGCCGCUCCUUCGCCACUGUUUCGGAACCGACGACCGCUCCCUACGAUGUAGUCGUUAUCGGAGGCGGCCAUGCUGGCUGUGAGGCUUCAGCAGCUGCCGCACGAACUGGCGCAAGAACGGCUCUGGUCACUCCCUCGGUCGAGAACCUCGGAGUCUGCUCAUGCAAUCCCUCGUUCGGUGGAAUCGGCAAAGGCACCAUGCUGCGGGAAAUUGAUGCCCUGGAUGGUGUCGUUGGCCGCAUCGUCGACAAAGCUGGAGUUCAGUUCCGCGUCUUGAACAGAAAGAAGGGCCCGGCAGUCUGGGGCCCUCGUGCCCAAAUCGACAGAGCGCUGUACAAGAAGCACAUGAAGGAGGACAUGACCAACUACAAGGGCUUGAGCGUCGUUGAGGGCAAAGUGGCCGACAUCGUCGUGCAAAGAGAAGGAAUGACGGACGGCAAGCAUGGAAAGAUUACCGGCGUCAGGCUGGAGAGCGGCGACGUGAUUCCUACAAAGAACGUGGUCAUUACCACCGGCACUUUCUUGGGCGGUGAGAUUCACAUCGGUCUUGAAGCGUACCCCUCGGGUCGUAUGGGAGAAGCAGCAACGACAGGCUUGAGCAAGUCUUUACGAGACGCAGGCUUCACCCUGGGCAGAUUAAAGACAGGAACCCCACCGCGCCUCGACGGCAGAACCAUCGAUUAUACUGGCCUCGAUGUCCAGCCCGGCGACGAUCCUCCCAUGCCCUUCAGCUACCUCAACUCCCGCGUCACAGUUCAAGAUCAACUAAACUGCUGGUCCACCCACACGAACCCUGCCACCCACGAUAUCAUCCGCGCAAACCUCCAAAACAGCAUCCAUAUCCGCGAGGAGGUCAAAGGUCCCCGCUACUGCCCCUCUCUCGAAAGCAAAGUCAUUCGCUUCCAUACAAAAGACGCCCACAUCAUCUGGCUAGAGCCCGAAGGCUUUGACAAUCAUGUCAUCUACCCGAACGGUAUCUCCAUGACUGUUCCCGCCGAGGCACAAGAAGCCAUGCUCAAAACUAUCAAGGGUCUGGAAAACGUCAAGAUGCUACAACCAGGCUAUGGAGUGGAGUACGAUUAUGUGGAUCCUCGCAGUCUGCGCAAGACUCUGGAGACAAAAGCCAUUGGAGGGUUGUUCCUGGCAGGCCAGAUCAACGGCACAACAGGCUACGAAGAAGCCGCUGCUCAGGGCGUUGUUGCUGGUAUCAAUGCAGGCAAUUCUGCACUGGAGAAGCCACAGUUGCAGUUGACAAGAGCAGAUGGGUACAUUGGUAUCAUGAUAGACGACUUGAUCACGAAAGGUGUCUCGGAGCCAUACCGCAUGUUUACCUCGAGAUCAGAGUACCGCAUGUCUGCCCGCGCCGACAAUGCCGACCUCCGUCUUACCGCCAAAGGACGAGAGCUUGGUGUAGUCUCGGAUUCACGUUGGUCCCACUUCUCCUCGCAGAAAGCACAGAUGGAUGAGCUGAAGGCUUUGUUGGAAGGACACACCUUGUCGAGCAGUGUCUGGCAAUCACAUGGCUUCCCCGUCCGCAGCGACAGCAGCAAACGCAGCGCAUUCGACCUUUUGCGUCUUGCAUCCAUAUCAGUUUCCAGCCUCACCACUCUAUUACCGGACAUUGCGAAAUUCGACCCUCACAUUGUUUCUCGUAUGGACAUCGAAGGCACAUACUCUCCCUAUGUGACCCAGCAAGAAACACAAGCCAAGCACUUUGAAAGAGACGAACAACUACUGCUUCCUGCAGACAUCAACUACGAGAACAUCUUUGGGCUUAGCAACGAAGAGAAGAGGGUGCUGAGCGUUACUAGACCCGAGAGUCUGGGACAGGCCCGAAGAAUAGAAGGUGUCACGCCCUCGGGUACACUUCGUUUGUUGGCAUAUGUCAGAGGUGCCGGAAAGAGAGCAGCUGCUGUCGAUCAAGUGCUUGCUUCGCAGGAGAAAGAGGUUGUUGCUUAA